Molecule: messenger RNA, 1095 nt
Organism: Cylindrotheca closterium
Lineage: Eukaryota; Bacillariophyta; Bacillariophyceae; Bacillariales; Bacillariaceae
Source: the annotation of a GenBank genome assembly
AUGGCCGAAGACAGCAUAGAUGAUGUUAUACGGACCACAAAUAGGGCAAGACCAAGCCUUCUUGCGCGGCCCAGUAUCACGGAGGGCGACUUUGCGAACGUUGUCGGGCGCCCGAGUAUUGCGAAUGCAAUCCAAGGAUCGCUCCGCGACAUCAAUGGAGCUCUGGAUGAGCUCACUGUUACCCCUGGCAGUGGCAGUGGCAGUGCUGGCCGCAGGAAGAAGUCGGGUUGGAGACCAAGUUUGAAGAAACAAAUUUCGAACAAACUUGGAAUCGUAAGUAUGGAUGAAAUGGAUGGGAUCGGAGAAGAUGAUGUUUAUGACCGUUCCCAACGGUAUGGUGACGACGACGAUAACUCUGAUUUGGAUUUGGAUGGCGCAUCCUUAGGACUCUUGCAAAAGGAACUAGAUGGUGCUAUGAGUGAGUAUACCGGUAGUCAAGGUGCUACCUCCAAAGAUGAUUCUUCCGAUCCUUCGGUAAUCGAAGGUGAAUUUGACAAUGGUUUUGAAAACUAUAGUGUUGAAGACGAAGACGACUACGAACUUCCGGAGGCCAACGAUCCAAAUAACUUUAUUGAUGUCGGUGACAAACCGGCAGGCGAUGGAUCCGAAAAGAACAAAAAGCAAGGGGCUGCAGCUCCCUCAGAGUCUGAACCUUCAGCAGUGAGAAAUAGUAUUCCCGGAGAGAUUAGCAUCGACACCAGUCCUAGCGUGCCAACACUUAAAUCCGCCCAAGAACCCUUGAAGGAAACAGAAAAAGAAAAUACCAAAAACGGUAGCAAACCAAAGAUGGAGGAAAAGAAUGUGUCUGAUCAAGAAUAUGAGCUUGGGAUGCAGCAGGUCAAGUAUCGUGCCUUGCAAGAAAAGAUGGCCACAUCUCAAGCCCAGAGUGAACGAAUGCUGACUGAGCAAUCGGAAGAACUCGAAACCGAAAAGAAGGCCAAGUCCCUGGUGGAACUUCAACUCUUGAAGUUACAGCAAGACUAUGACAGAUUGAGCAAGGAAAAAGAGGAGCUAUACAAAGUCAACAAGGUACAACAAAAGGCAAUCCUUAGUUUGAUGUCAAAGCUCAAUACCAAGACGAAACGGUGGCUAUGA